GACAUCUACGAAGAAGAAAGAUGGGAGUCUUACUACUUGCGUUCGCACUGAUUGCAGCUGCCUCUGCUGUUGACAUAUGGCAACCAGCGAAAGAGCUGAUAGAAAGUAUAGAAAGGGGAGACAAAUGGCCGGUCGAUGACGGAGUUGGGAAAAUCGUCGGUGGUGUAGAUACAACAAUUUCACAGCACCCUCAUCAAGUGUCCCUACAAAGAAGUAAUAGCCAUAUUUGCGGGGGUGCCAUCGUGAAUGCAGAUUGGAUUGUAACGGCUGCACAUUGUGUUGACAGUUCCAGACCACAGGACUACAGGAUUCGAGCAGGAUCUUCAAAUCAUGGCAGUGGUGGGACUACGAGAAGUAUAGAGCUCAUCGUACCGCACGAAAAUUACAACUCAGGAUCUGGAACAUUCCCAAAUGACAUUGCAUUGAUGAAAAUGUCAUCUAGUUUGUCAUUAACCGGUAGUAUUUCAGCUAUUACUUUGGCAACAGGAAGUCCUGACGAGUUUGCUGGCCAGACAUGUGAAAUCACUGGAUGGGGCAGAACUUGUGGAACAUGCGGUUUACCCAUUACUUUACAAUCAUUAAGCAUGCAAGUGCUUCGAAACAGUGAGUGCAGAAACUAUUGGACUGGCAAUAACAUAAUUGACGGCCAUAUUUGUGUAUUCCAAGGAACCGGUUUCAGUGCUUGCAAUGGAGACAGUGGAGGACCAAUGGUUUGUUCUGGUCAACUCGCUGGUGUCACAUCAUGGGGCCAGAGUGGAUGUCCAGGAAGCCGUCCUAGCGUUUACACUCGCAUUGGCGUGUACAAAAGCUGGAUGGAAUACGUUAUAACAUCAAAUUCCUAAUUUAUGUCCGAAUAAACAAUGCAGUAUAUA
Mytilus californianus (California mussel) is the source of this 872-nucleotide messenger RNA. Its product is annotated as trypsin alpha-like. The coding region runs from base 21 to 842 and encodes 273 amino acids. Lineage: Eukaryota; Metazoa; Mollusca; Bivalvia; Mytilida; Mytilidae. Gene Ontology annotation, biological process: proteolysis. The transcript is spliced from 7 exons. The record is from RefSeq and is a predicted model, not a curated record. Gene Ontology annotation, molecular function: serine-type endopeptidase activity.